CGCGCCGCCGCCUGGGAGGCCGGGCGAGGCCGCAGCAGAGGCGGAGGCCCGGCUCCCUGGGCGGCGCGCACCUCCCGCCCUCCGCCCUGCCAUUCACUGGCGACUUGGGCCCGUGGCCCCCAAAGUCCGUCCUCCCCGUUAGGCGGCGGGCGCCGGAGGGGAGGGGACAGCCCAGGGGGCAGGAAGCUCUAGCUUAAAAGGGCAGCCCUCGCCGGGCCCUUCCUCCCUCCCUUCGUCCCCGGGCCUCCCAGAGCGCCUCUGCUCCGCGGCCUCCGCCCCGCCGCCAUGUACCGCUGCCUGGGCGAAGCGCUGCUGCUGUCCCGCGCCGGGCCCGCCGCCCUGGGCUCCGCGGCGGCCGACUCGGCCGCGCUGCUGGGCCGGGCCCGCGGGCAGCCCGCCGCCGCCGCCGCCGCAGCCCCGCAGCCGGGGCUUGCGCCGACCGCCCGGCGACACUACAGCGAGGCGGCAGCCGACCGCGAGGACGACCCCAACUUCUUCAAGAUGGUGGAGGGCUUCUUCGACCGCGGCGCCAGCAUCGUGGAGGACAAGCUGGUGGAGGACCUCAAGACCCGGGAGAGCGAGGAGCAGAAGCGGAACCGGGUGCGCGGCAUCCUGCGGAUCAUCAAGCCCUGCAACCAUGUGCUGAGCUUGUCCUUCCCCAUCCGACGCGACGACGGCUCCUGGGAGGUCAUCGAAGGCUACCGAGCCCAGCACAGCCAGCACCGCACGCCGUGCAAGGGAGGUAUCCGUUACAGCACUGAUGUGAGUGUAGAUGAAGUGAAAGCCCUGGCUUCUCUGAUGACCUACAAGUGUGCUGUGGUUGAUGUGCCAUUUGGGGGUGCCAAGGCUGGUGUUAAGAUCAAUCCCAAGAACUAUACUGAUAAUGAAUUAGAAAAGAUCACAAGGAGGUUUACGAUGGAGCUGGCAAAGAAGGGCUUUAUUGGUCCUGGCAUCGAUGUGCCUGCCCCAGACAUGAGCACGGGCGAGCGGGAGAUGUCCUGGAUUGCUGAUACCUAUGCCAGCACCAUCGGGCACUAUGAUAUUAAUGCCCAUGCCUGUGUUACUGGUAAGCCCAUCAGUCAGGGUGGAAUCCAUGGACGGAUCUCUGCUACUGGCCGGGGAGUUUUCCAUGGAAUUGAAAACUUCAUCAAUGAAGCUUCUUACAUGAGUAUUUUAGGAAUGACACCAGGGUUUGGAGACAAAACGUUUGUUGUUCAGGGAUUUGGGAAUGUGGGCCUGCACUCUAUGAGAUAUUUACAUCGUUUCGGUGCUAAAUGUAUUGGUGUUGGUGAAUCUGAUGGGAGCAUAUGGAAUCCAGAUGGUAUUGACCCAAAGGAACUGGAAGACUUCAAAUUGCAACAUGGAUCAAUCCUGGGCUUCCCCAAGGCAAAACCCUAUGAAGGGAGCAUCUUGGAGGCUGACUGUGACAUACUGAUCCCUGCUGCCAGCGAGAAGCAGCUGACCAAGUCCAAUGCACCCAGAGUCAAAGCCAAGAUCAUUGCUGAGGGUGCCAAUGGGCCGACAACUCCAGAGGCUGAUAAGAUCUUCCUGGAGAGGAACAUUAUGGUGAUUCCAGAUCUCUACUUGAACGCCGGAGGAGUGACAGUAUCCUACUUUGAGUGGCUGAAGAAUCUAAAUCACGUCAGCUAUGGCCGUUUGACCUUCAAAUAUGAAAGGGAUUCUAACUACCACUUGCUCAUGUCUGUUCAAGAAAGUUUGGAAAGAAAAUUUGGAAAGCAUGGUGGAACUAUUCCUGUUGUGCCCACGGCAGAGUUCCAAGACAGGAUAUCGGGGGCAUCCGAGAAAGACAUCGUGCACUCUGGCUUAGCUUACACUAUGGAGCGUUCUGCCAGGCAAAUCAUGCGCACGGCUAUGAAGUAUAACCUGGGGUUAGACCUGAGAACGGCUGCCUAUGUCAACGCCAUUGAGAAAGUCUUCAAAGUAUACAAUGAAGCCGGUGUGACCUUCACCUAGAUGGAGUGUGGCUGACCUCUUCACUGCCCUCUUCCCUCUUCAUCUGCAGGCCCUUCACAAGUUUACAUGUAACCACAGGAAUCUGUCUCUCUCUCUCUCUCUUUCUCUCGACUUAAUAGAUAAUGGACAUCAUUCUCAACAAGUCAGUCCAAAUCAGGCCCUUUGAGAAAAAAGAAAUUAAGGUUAGGGGAUCAUGUACAAGCUGAUGAAUAUGAACAUAGAAAUUACCUAAGCCAGAGAGCGAUUUGGGUAUUUUGCCUUUAAAUGAAAAGUCCCUUCCAUCCGGCUAUACCGCCUUGCUCCGCGGCUGCUUCCCAGUACAGCCAGAGCUGUGGCCAGGAAAGCACCUGUCAUCCAAGAGCAGUCAGUUGCUUAUUACUUCAGCUCUGGACAAGUCUGAGACGUGCUGUAACUUUGACACAUCCAAGUAGCAGGUGUGUGGCAUUUUCAGAAGGUGGCAUGGUCCUCAAGUGAGUUACUGGUAUUUUUACAUCAGCAAAAUAACUCAAUUUUACAGAUUGCAACAAAAAUAAAAGCUAUUUCUCUUUAUGCAUUUUAUUCUUUUAGAAUAAAAUAAGUAUGUGCUGCUGUAAUAAAAUUGCCUUUAAUCACUUAAUAAGCCUAACCUUGACUCAAGCAGUGAAUGCCUAUAAACAUAAUAAAUGAAAAAGCUAGUAUUUUUAUAACAUAAACAGUAUCAUUUAUAGCUUAUCAAUCAUGUAUUGUCCAGCAAAAAUAAAAGGCCUGAUGGAGAAUUAAGUUAUCUUCAUAACUGCAAAUGAUGGAGGCUAUUUUUGUUAAGACUGUCAGAAUUCACUAACCACAAUUACGACAUAUAGUCCAAAGAGUGCAGUAACCUCCUUAUCAUGUUAAUUAAUUGUUCUCUGUUGAAGAUCUACUGUGUUGUCUAAUUGAACAAUAAUUCAAGUUGAGCGUCCCAGAAAAAAUACCACUUGGGCUCCCACUUUGGAGUCUUGCUGGCGACUCUGAGCCGUGCCAAUGGCCCCGACUCGCCCUGACUUUGUGUCCUCUGUUAGAGGCCUGUAUUCUGCACACAGCUUCAUUACCAGUGGGCUGAAAACAACCUUGGGUUGAGUGUUUUGUUUGGGGGUUAUUUCGCCAAGGCCUUUUGAACAGUAGUGUCCCAAUGAAGUACUAGAUAUUAUUUAUGUAAGAAUGAGCUUUUUUUUUUUUUAAACGACAAUAUCCUUUCAGAAAUUUCUAACUACUUUGUAACUGCAUGACUUAACCUGGUGAUAAAAGCAGUUAUUAAAAGUCUACCUUUUCCAAAGCUUA
Molecule: messenger RNA, 3270 nt
Organism: Herpailurus yagouaroundi (jaguarundi)
Lineage: Eukaryota; Metazoa; Chordata; Mammalia; Carnivora; Felidae
Gene: GLUD1
Product: glutamate dehydrogenase 1
Exons: 14
Coding region: 286-1974 (562 amino acids)
Biological process (GO): L-glutamate catabolic process
Cellular component (GO): mitochondrion
Molecular function (GO): L-glutamate dehydrogenase (NAD+) activity
Source: RefSeq, a predicted model, not a curated record